Molecule: messenger RNA, 456 nt
Organism: Lactuca saligna
Lineage: Eukaryota; Viridiplantae; Streptophyta; Magnoliopsida; Asterales; Asteraceae
Source: the annotation of a GenBank genome assembly
AUGACCGAAAAAGUCGAUAAACUAAUUUCUGACACCACUGCAUUUAUGGAGGAUUACCCAUCUACCUACAACAACAACACCGCCUCUACAAAUGCAGCUCUACAAAAUUUGGUCUCCAUGUCAAAGUGUUGGGUCAAACUAGAAAAUGUUGAGAAAAAGGUCAAGGAUCUGUUAUCUGAGAGGGAAGUCAUGCGAAGCUGCAUUUCAAAUGUUACAUGCUUACUCUUAGAUAUCAUUAAGACCAAGGACUCAAUGAUUACCUUCACAGUUUGGAAUCAUUUAGCUGAAAAGUUACAUUCCGUAUUUGCGAUGCUUCACCGACUGGAGGGUGUUUCACCUCAGAACUCUGAUCCGAAACAAGGGGGAGAACGUGGAUUUGGAGUGUCAAGAAACAAAUUGCCUAAAGCCCUAGCCACCCCAUUGUCAAGAAACAACCUAAGGGCAAGGAAAAACUAA